Onychomys torridus (southern grasshopper mouse) is the source of this 759-nucleotide messenger RNA. It is a transcript of the gene Clic3, whose product is annotated as chloride intracellular channel 3. NCBI's taxonomy places the organism in Eukaryota, Metazoa, Chordata, Mammalia, Rodentia, Cricetidae. The transcript is spliced from 6 exons. Bases 1 to 714 code for a protein of 237 amino acids. The record is from RefSeq and is a predicted model, not a curated record.
AUGGCCGAAACCACCAAGCUCCAGCUGUUUGUGAAGGCCAGUGAAGAUGGCGAGAGUGUAGGCCACUGCCCUUCCUGUCAGCGGCUCUUCAUGGUGCUACUCCUCAAGGGUGUCCCCUUCACACUCACCACAGUGGACACACGAAGGGCGCUGGAUGUGCUGAAGGACUUUGCACCAGGCUCGCAGCUGCCCAUCUUGCUCUAUGAUGGGGAUGCCAAGACAGACACGCUGCAGAUUGAGGAGUUUCUAGAGGCGACGCUGAGGCCACCUGACUUCCCUAGCCUGGCACCUCGGUACAGAGAGUCCAACACAGCAGGAAAUGACAUCUUCCACAAGUUUUCUGCCUUCAUCAAGAACCCCGUACCUACACAGGACAAUGCCCUGUAUCAGCAGCUGCUCCGGGCCUUGACCAGGCUAGACAGCUACCUGCGUGCACCAUUAGACCAUGAGCUGGAAAGGGAGCCACAACUUCGUGAAUCCCGACGCCGCUUCCUAGACGGUGACCAGUUCACACUGGCUGACUGCAGCCUGCUGCCCAAGCUGCAUAUUGUGGAUACCGUGUGUGCACACUUCCGCCAGAUGCCCAUCCCUGAGGAACUGUGUGGUGUCCGCCGUUACCUGGACAGUGCCCUGCAGGAGAAGGAGUUCAAGUAUACGUGUCCACACAGUGCCGAGAUCCUGGCAGCUUAUCAGCCUGCUGUGCACCCCCGUUAGCACCCCUAACUCCAUACACUCAUCUGCAGCCCCAUAAAGGCAUCU